CGAGGGGACCAAUGAAAUCAAACCUGGGCUUCCAGCGUAACCAGCGAGAUUGACGUGGAGGACGCGUAAAAUUAAUCCGACAGAACUUCAGCCUCCGGAAUAGGCAAAUUUCCCUCUAUCGGAUGAGGAUCGCUUCGGCGCCUGUAUUCCGCACAGCUAUUUUCGCCCCGACAAAAGUGAGAGGAAAGCGCUGAGCUCGGAUCGGCUGAAAACUCGCCUCGUUGUUUUUGCCUGUGAAAGCUGGAGACUCAGCGCGUGCAGCCAUUAAAGGACAAAUAUUCCCAAGAAAGCAUCUCGAAACGCGAGCAGAUGGAGCAAACCUAUGGCGAGGUAAACCAGUUAGGCGGCGUGUUUGUUAAUGGAAGACCACUGCCUAACGCUAUACGCCUGAGAAUCGUGGAACUGGCUCAACUCGGAAUACGACCCUGUGACAUCAGUAGACAGCUCCGGGUCUCCCACGGCUGUGUGAGCAAGAUCCUGGCUAGGUACAACGAAACCGGCUCCAUUUUACCUGGAGCCAUCGGAGGAAGCAAACCCCGGGUCACAACUCCGAAUGUGGUGAAAAACAUAAGGGAAUACAAACAAGGCGACCCGGGGAUUUUCGCCUGGGAGAUCCGGGACAGGCUUCUUGCAGACGGUGUUUGUGACAAGUACAACGUUCCCUCCGUCAGCUCCAUAAGCCGCAUUUUAAGGAACAAGAUUGGAAAUCUCUCUCAACCGAACCAGUAUGAAAGUGGAAAGCAUCCGCCCCCACAGACUGCUCUGUCCUAUAACCACAUUUACCCCUAUUCGUACCCCAAUACGAUGUCACCGACUGGGAAUCCCCCUGGAGUGCCAGUCACGGCGGGACACGUUAGCUUAUCGAGAGCCUGGCCCUCGGCACACACCGUCAGCAACAUUUUAGGUAUAAGAGCCUUCAUGGAUCCCGCAGCGAUUGCUGGAGCCGAUGGGUACCCUACGAAAAUGGAGGACUGGGGUGGUGUAAACAGAACGGGUUUCCCAUCUUCUCACGGUGUCAACGGAAUCGACAAAUCAGCUAUUGAUGCCGAUAUCAAAUACCCGCAGCAAUCAUCAACUCUGUCCAGUUACGUCUCAGCUUGCGCCUAUUCUCCGUCAAAUCAGUACGGGGUUUAUAGCGGGCCGGCAGGUAGCUACGUGACCCCGGGACACUGGCAGUCUCAGGGUGCAGGCCUGUCCCACCCCGGAAGUGGGAUGACGAUGCACGGGGGCGAGAUCCACUCUCCGGUGGUAUUCAAGCACCCAUCACGAGACGAAGACAGAAAACCGCCCACUCCUUUAAGCAAGCAACACCACGAGGCGCUGAACAGCGUACAUGGACUGAGUCUUCCUACCUCAUCGUCAUAGCCCAGAGACGUCACUGCAGCCACACCAGGAACUUAAAAUCAUAUAAUGCAGCAGACCCUUAUUUAGUUGAGCGCAUUUCAAGAAUCCAAACAGUAAGUGAAAGCACUGUAUUUAUGAUUUGCCAGUUGAAGUGUUAACUGUAGGUAGGGCCCAUUUAGCUUACUGUCCUGACGCAUGCGCAUGCAAUACAGCCUUCCCAGUGAGCCUUCGUCUGAAACAGAAUUUGUGUAAAAUUACAAAGAGGAUGUAUAACUGUAUAGUAGCUUUCUCUCGAUAAUAGGUGUUGGUGGUUGGUAGUUUAUCCCAUCAUCUCAUUAAACUUAUGCACAUAUAUUUUUUAAAAAAUUGUGAAAUCGAAAUUUCAAGAACUGUCACAUAGAAUGCCGUACGCAAUAAAGAAUUCCAUUGACUUUGUAUCAUAAAAAGCCCUACCUUUUCUCUAUUAUUAAAAUUCUGGUUUGUGCAAAAAAAUACAAAACAGCAAGGUCGACGAUGUGAACAAAGUUAGCGAUUGUAAAUGUAACAUAUUUACAAAGGCUUUAGUUAUAUAUUUUUAUAAAUCAUUUGUAAAUGUGCUGAAUAAAGGCAACUCAGACAUCA
Molecule: messenger RNA, 1965 nt
Organism: Brienomyrus brachyistius
Lineage: Eukaryota; Metazoa; Chordata; Actinopteri; Osteoglossiformes; Mormyridae
Gene: pax1a
Product: paired box 1a
Exons: 5
Coding region: 310-1365 (351 amino acids)
Biological process (GO): regulation of transcription by RNA polymerase II; anatomical structure development
Molecular function (GO): RNA polymerase II cis-regulatory region sequence-specific DNA binding; DNA-binding transcription factor activity, RNA polymerase II-specific
Source: RefSeq, a predicted model, not a curated record